Colletotrichum orchidophilum is the source of this 291-nucleotide messenger RNA. RefSeq lists its product as uncharacterized. Lineage: Eukaryota; Fungi; Ascomycota; Sordariomycetes; Glomerellales; Glomerellaceae. The record is from RefSeq and is a predicted model, not a curated record. The transcript is spliced from 2 exons. The coding region runs from base 1 to 291 and encodes 96 amino acids.
AUGGUCGAUGACGAGAACGCGGCCGGUCACUCAUACAAGGUGCAUGUCCAUCCAAAAGGGCUGUUUGCUCUUGCUGGUGCAUGGAACGCCGGCACGGCACAAUGGAAGAGGGUCGACCAUGGCUGGGUGCUGGAUUGCGAGCAAAACACCGCUCCGCUGGCCGUGCUCGAUGGGACGUCGUCAACGGGGGUGGUCAGGGCAUGCUGUGAAGCCGGGGCCGCAAGAUGGGAUGAAACCUGGGUAGGAACCCCAUCGGCUCGUUUUACCAAGGGAUUUGGCAACGGGAUUUAG